Molecule: messenger RNA, 3203 nt
Organism: Pseudophryne corroboree (corroboree frog)
Lineage: Eukaryota; Metazoa; Chordata; Amphibia; Anura; Myobatrachidae
Product: zinc finger protein 268-like
Exons: 4
Coding region: 60-2597 (845 amino acids)
Biological process (GO): regulation of transcription by RNA polymerase II
Cellular component (GO): PcG protein complex; transcription regulator complex; chromatin
Molecular function (GO): RNA polymerase II cis-regulatory region sequence-specific DNA binding; chromatin insulator sequence binding; DNA-binding transcription factor activity, RNA polymerase II-specific
Source: RefSeq, a predicted model, not a curated record
UGUGUCAUUGUGUCUGUCAGGUUCCUAUAAGGUGUGAGGAUGUCACUGUCUAUUUCUCCAUGGAGGAGUGGGAGUAUAUAGAGGAACACAGGGGUCUGUACAAGGACAUGAUGAUGGAGAAUCACCGGCCCCUCACAUCACUGGAUGGGGCCAGUAACAGGAAUACCCCAGAGAGAUGUCCCCGUCCUCUUUAUUCCCAGGAUCAUACAGAGGCGAGUCACAGUGUCCUACAGGAGGAUCAGGGUGAAGAUCUUAUUGAUGUUAAAGUAGAAGACAUAAAAGUAGAAGAGCAGACGCAUGUGGUGGGUGGUCUGCAGUGUAAGGAGGAGGAAAUCCCUACAGAUAUCAGCACAGACUCCUCUAAAGAUCCAUCUACUGAUAUAAAGGAGGAAUCAGUCUCAUGUGAUGGAGACCUCACACAUACUGACAUGUAUACAGCCGCAGAUCAUACACAGAAAAUAUCUACUCAUCUAAAAAGCAACUGCAUUACAAAUGCGUCUUGCUCUGGAUGUGAAAAAUGUUUUACUCUUAAUUCAGACCUUGUUAUACAUCAGAGGAGUCACACAGGAGAGCCACCAUAUUCCUGCUCAGAAUGUGGGAAAGGGUUUAGAAGUAAUUCAGAACUUCUUGUACAUCAGAUGAUUCAUACAGAUGAAAAACUGUUUUCUUGCUCAGAAUGUGGGAAAUGUUUUAAAGUAAAUUCAUAUCUUGUUAGACAUCAGAUGAUUCAUACAGGAGCAUCCCCAUAUUCCUGCUCUGAAUGUAAGAAAUGUUUUAGAUGUAAAUCAGAACUUGUUAUACAUCAGAGAAGUCACACAGGUGAGAGACCUUAUUCUUGCUCAGAAUGUGGGAAAUGUUUUAACGUAAAUUCACAUCUUGUUAGACAUCAGAUGAUUCAUACAGGAGCAUCCCCAUAUUCCUGCUCUGAAUGUAAGAAAUGUUUUACAUGUAAAUCAAAACUUGUUAUACAUCAGAGAAGUCACACAGGUGAGAGGCCAUAUUCCUGCUCUGAAUGUGAGAAAUGUUUUACAGUGAAAUCAGAACUUUCUCGACAUCAGAGAAUUCAUACAGUUAAGAGACCGUUUUCUUGCUCGGAAUGUGGGAAAUGUUUUACAUGUAAAUCAAAACUUGUUAUACAUCAGAGAAGUCACACAGGUGAGAGGCCAUAUUCCUGCUCUGAAUGUGAGAAAUGUUUUACAGUGAAAUCAGAACUUGUUAUACAUCAGAGAAGUCACACAGGUGAGAGGCCAUAUUCCUGCUCUGAAUGUAAGAAAUGUUUUAGAUAUAAAUCAGAACUUGUUAUACAUCAGAGAAGUCACACAGGUGAGAGACCUUAUUCUUGCUUGGAAUGCGAGAAAUGUUUUCCAAUUAAAUCACUACUUGUUAGACAUCAGAGAAGUCACACAGGUGAGAGACUAUAUUCUUGCUCGGAAUGUGAGACAGUGUGUAUAAGUAAUUCAGAACUUGUUAGACAUCAGAGAAUGCAUACUGGAGAGAAACCAUUUUCCUGCUCUGCUUGUGGGAAAUCUUUUACACGGAAAUCAGAUCUUGCUCGACAUCAGAAAAGUCACACGGGGCAGAGACCAUAUUCCUGCUCUGAGUGUGGGAAAUGUUUUACACGUCUUCCACAUCUUGUUAGACAUCAGAGUCUUCACACCGGAGAGAGACCGUAUUCUUGCUCUGAAUGUGGGAAAUGCUUUACACGUAAUUCACAACUUGUUGUACAUCAGAGACGUCACACCGGAGAGAGACCAUAUUCUUGCUCAGAAUGUGGGGAAGGGUAUAGAAGUUUUCCAGAGCUUGUUAGGCAUCAGAGAUUUCAUACAGGUGAGAUACCAUUUUCUUGCUCGGAAUGUGGGAAAGGGUUUGAAGUAAAGUCUCUACUUGUUAGACAUCAGAUGAUUCACACAGGAGCAUACCCAUAUUCCUGCUCUGAAUGUGAGAGAGGUUUUUCAAUUAAAUCAGAACUUGUUAUACAUCAGAGACGUCACACAGGAGAGAGACCGUAUUCUUGCUCGGAAUGUGGGAAAGGGUUUAAAAGUAAUGCAGAACUUGUUAUACAUCAGAGACGUCACACCGGAGAGAGACCGUAUUCUUGCUCAGAAUGUGGGAAAUGGUUUAGAAGUAAUGCAGAACUUGUUCUACAUCAGAGACGUCACACCGGAGAGAGACCGUAUUCUUGCUCGGAAUGUGGGAAAGGGUUUAAAAGUAAUGCAGAACUUGUUAUACAUCAGAGACGUCACACCGGAGAGAGACCGUAUUCUUGCUCGGAAUGUGGGAAAGGGUUUAAAAGUAAUGCAGAACUUGUUAUACAUCAGAGACGUCACACCGGAGAGAGACCGUAUUCUUGCUCGGAAUGUGGGAAAGGGUUUAAAAGUAAUGCAGAACUUGUUAUACAUCAGAGACGUCACACCGGAGAGAGACCGUAUUCUUGCUCGGAAUGUGGGAAAGGGUUUAAAAGUAAUGCAGAACUUGUUAUACAUCAGAGACGUCACACCGGAGAGAGACCGUAUUCUUGCUCUGAAUGCGGGAAAUGCUUUACAUGCAAUUCAGUACUUACUAAACAUCAGAAAAGUCACACAGGAGUGAACCCAUGAUAUAGGUCUGAGUGUAAGGAGAGGGAGUUAUAGUUAUAGGAGAGGGAUACAGUCCGCCCACAGCACAAGUACAGAAGCAUCGCACAGCGGCCAUGUUUAUGUACUAGUGGAGUAACUCCCGGCCAGCGCAGCUCCUGCAGUUGGCCGGGAGUUGAUCGUCGCAGCGGCUGCGUGUGAUGUCGCACGGCCACCACCCCCCCCCCCCCCCCCCCCUCCCCACGGUCUGGCCACACCUUCGUUUGCCGGACUGCACCCCCAUAAGGAUGGCCAAACACCGUCGUGCUGCCCCCUCCCGCCCUGCGACCGCCUCUGCCUGUCAAUCAGGCAAUGACGCAGUUCCUACCCAAUCUCUGCGAUAAACUGCAGCGAGCGAUCGGGUUGGAAUGACCCCCUAUGUAUUGUAAAUAACUGGCGCAUUAAAAAAUGUCCAAGUGUGACGGGCAACCCGCACCUCUGGCCAACAGGGAUGGCAUUACAUCCGGCCCUAAAUGUUACGAUUAGCCAAGACCUUGACCAAAUAAGAUUUUACUCACCGGUAAAUCUAUUUCUCGUAGUCCGUAGUGGAUGCUGGGAACUCCGAAAGUACCAUGGGGAAUAGCGGCUCCG